AUGGUUAUCCCCCCUCCUCCUUCCCCGCUCCCCGAGUUCGUGUACAAGAUCACGCCCGAAGCCCCGCCUAGCCCAAUCCUCGAGUCCUACCCACUGUCGGAGCUAGACCAGAAGGAUGGGUUUGUGCAUUUGAGCACCUCAUGGCAGAUCCCAACAACAGCCGGCCUCUUCUUCACCACCACCCCUUCCUUCUACCUCCUCAAGCUGCGCCUGUCAAAUUUUGACCAGUCCAGUGUCAAGUGGGACGAGGUCGAGGAUACCAACGGGUGUCCCCACUUGUACGGCAACUUUGGGGCCAAGGAUGUUGUUGAUGUGAAGGAGUUCCGUCGUGGGGAGGGCGAGACGUGGGGUGAGGUGUUUAAGAAGGAGGAGGCUAAGGCUUGGUUGGUUUGA
Molecule: messenger RNA, 393 nt
Organism: Sordaria macrospora k-hell
Lineage: Eukaryota; Fungi; Ascomycota; Sordariomycetes; Sordariales; Sordariaceae
Source: RefSeq, a predicted model, not a curated record